GCACAGCCAAUGUUGCCUUGCCAUUUCCUGUCAGAAAAGUGGAGAAAAGACCUUUUGCCUUUGCUGCUUAGAUGUGAAGGAGCUUGUACCCCUCUGCUCAUGGAUGAAGUACUGUUAAAUUGUUGUCUGUGACCAUCUUGCUCUUAAAGCAGAGCUGCAAGAGGUCACAGGAGUAAGAAUUAAUUUCAAAGGUAACAACAAGUGGCUAGGAACAUCCUUCCCCUCAUUAUUUUAGCUUUUGUUUCUUUCUUGCAGGGGCUUUCCCCAGAAAUCAGGAUUCUUAGGCAGAGCCAGCUUCAGCAAGGGCCACCCACCCUGUGCAUGGAGCACUGGAUGGCCACAGAGGCAGUGAUUCAGAUGGAGCUACCCUGUCCCUGGGGUCACGCACCAAGGGAUGCUGCACUGGGCAGAGCCCAGCAGUUUGCAACAGCUGGGGCAGUACAGACAGGGCACUUUGUAGGUCUACAAAAGCAAGGUGGUUGAGGCAUAAAAAAGACUUUAAAACAUGUUGUGCCAGUGCCUGCCCUAUCUGCAGUUAAUAAAUCACUAAUCCAAAUAGACAACACAAUAACUCCUUGGAGCAGAAAGGUAACCAAGAUCCCAGGGGAGAAAUCAUCACCCAGGAGAGUGCUUGCUGCAACACUGGCAGCAGCUGAGCCAGACAGGCUGUGUGCUGAAGCAGGGAGGUGAGAAAGAGAGAGGAACUUUUAGAAGAGGAAAGCUCAGCCCUGGCCUGCCAGAAGUGAAGAAUGCCCUCAAAGUUGCUUCUGUCUCAGGUGAAACACAGCUGGGCACAGCUGGAGGAGAUGCCACAGGAUUUCCUGGCCACAGGAGAGGAUGUCUUUUGCUGUGCAGGGGCUAGCCCUGACUAGAGACACAGCUCUUGGUGCUGAGCCUGUUCAUCUGCUGCCCGGGGAGGGGAGCAGGCAAUAGCACACAGCGGGUGACAGAGGUGACAGGCAGAGGAAUCUGGCUCUGGGUUUGCUAUGUGAGACGGGAGAAGGUUGAAAUCUCUGCAUUAAACCAGACAUACUACAAAAGCACUGGUGGUGUCCAGGGUGAGGGUGGCCUGGUUCAUUGGUUACCAGCGUCUCCUGUGCCUGAGCUGCCCCCACACCAAGCCAGUGUGGCUGGUACCACUGUCCUGCUAGGAGGAUGGGUUCUACUGGGGUAGGGCCAGGUGAGUCGGUGGCUUGUCUCAGCAUUCCAGGGAUGCACAGUGCCAUGGAGAGCCAGGCAGGGCAGAAGCAGAGCAAUCACAGUUCCUAGGAGCUGUAGGCAGGGUGGUUUGGCUGUCACUCAGGGCUGCCCCUGGAUGUGGCACAUCCCUGCAGCUGCACCCCAGCAGUCCGUACCCACCCUGUGCCCCAGCUCGCUGGCAGGGCAGAGGUGCUGCCUGGGAUUCCCCGGGUGGGCAGAGUCACUUGUUUACUCCCUAUCACUCAAGCAGUGAGAUAAUGUUGGUGUUAUCUAUGCCCCAGGCAUCCUGUUUGGCAAACCCUUAUCUGUGCCGUGCACAUGUGGCUGCUGCCAGGUGCCAGGGAGCUGGCAGGCAGCACCGGCAGGGGUACCUGUGUGGCAGUGAUGCCCAGUGAAAAGGCUCUCCAGCACCAGCUUCGCAGUGAAAGGCAGGAGGCAGAGAACUGUCCUACAGCUGAGGUCAAAGAAACAUCUCUGAGAGGGUCUGGAUAGGGUGGGCAGGAGCGAUUUGCCCAAAAUUAUCCCUAUAUUCCACAGCCAGGGCUGUCCCAGUGCCUCAAGGUCCCUGUGGGUGGGGGGUACACGGUACCUGCCCCUGGACUUCUGGUCGUGGCUAAUCCUGGCAAUCAUCUCAGCCCCUCCAAGCCAGGGUAGCACCUUUAAUGCGUCUCCCCGUGUCCAAACGCUUUGAAAUUGUGAGAAAGAUUUUAUCAGAUGCUGCUUGAGGCGGGGCAGCAGCCGAUAAAAGUGUGGAGGAGGAGGCUCCGGCUGCUGGAGCUGUGCUCUGGCAGGCUUGCCCAAGGGCACCCUGCAGCUCAGAGAUACCCUUUGGGUCAAGCACUUCCUGGGGGCCUGUGGCGGAAGGGAAUCUCCUGCCCGCGCUCGGGAGAUGCCUCUAAAGCGUCAGGCAGAGCCGCCCGUGUCCCCAGGGAGGAACGGAGGGAUGGCAGCAGCGGGGCUGCACCCAGGCGUGUGUGUCCUCGCCGGUAGCAGCCCACAGCCCUUGCGGGCGGGAUCGGGUACCUCCAGUGGGCUGCUGAGCGCUCCCCGGGGCGAGCGGGGCUCCCAGGAAGGUGCCGCCGUAUCGCGGGCAGCAGCCGAGCCGGCCGGGCAGUGCCGGGUGACUCGGUUCCUCUGCGGUUUGUGGAGACAUUGCACAAGGAGGGGAACAGGUUGUGCCAGCCUGGGGCGGGAGCCUCUGCCCUAAACAACGCGCGGCCGUGCCCUUUCCCCAGGGGCAGAGCCUGCGGCACGGCGCUACGGCACUGAGAGCAUCGCCCCGACUGGUGCUCAGCACUGGGGCACAGCAAAGGAGGCACUUCUCCAUUCCUGUGCCUGGGUCCAGAGGGACAGGGCGGAGGUGACACAGGAAAGUGUCUUUGUAUCUGCUCCCUUGAGCCCAUGCUGAGCAAAGCUGGCAGCUUGCCUUGUGUCCUCAGAGGGAUGGCUGGGGGAUAGGAUGCACCAUCCUGACACCUGAGAAAUCCCCACAGUGCUCAGGCCCUUCCUUGGUGAGAAGAGCAGCAGGAAUCCAGCAUGAGGAUGCCCUGCAGCAUCCUGAAUCCCUUUCAGGAAGCCAACCUUGGAAAUAACCUGAGAUGUGAAAGGGCUCCUUGUGAUUAACCACCUCCCAGCAGAACUGAUUCGGGUCUUCUCUCCCUCCUAUCAUGUGUAUCUUUUUCUACUACUUGCAAAGCCAGCCUCCAACAUGCCAAGUAUCCAUCCUGCCAUGUAGGACAGGCAUGGGGCACCUGCCUUCACACAGAGCUCGAACUUGGUCACGUACUGUCUUUGCAGCGCAACAGCCUCUGCAUCUCAGACACCUUGAUUCCAUUUUUAAAGCAAUACCGACAACUAUUUGUAGUUACAAAAAUAAAGGUGGGAGUAUUUUUUUUCUGCCGCUCUGCCCUACCAUGUCGGGUUCGAGCAGAAGUGAAACUGGCAGGGGCACACCCUGCUCUGCCCUGGGACUGUGUACCCAUGAACAUCCCUCUGAGUCCCAGAAGUUCUCAUCAGUAGGAGAGGCAGCUCCUGCCCUGCCCAGGUGACCCUCAGCACUUGGCACUGGUCUCCUCACCAGCAGCUGCCCCUUGCCUCUCUGCCUGCCUGGCUGCUCCUUCCCUUCCCAUAACUGACUACUCUUGGCAGAGGAGCUGCUAGGAAGCAAGUGUUCCUGAAUUACUGGACGUACAGAUUCAUCAAUUCCAUAAAAAGAGACAACUGCAUUAAAACAUUUUUCAAGGAAGAUAUCCAGAGACAGGAAACAAGGUUCAUUUAUACUGGCCAAUGAUAAAGUAAUUGUAGUGGGUUAUGGCUCUUGUGGAAUGGGUUCCUCCUUUUGUCUAGAAUGUCCUGUGGAGCAGCAUCAAUUUCUUUGGAACUGGAAAAUACAUGUGACCUGCAUGGCUCUUGUUUGGCUUUAGCUGUGAGCAGAGGCACUGCUGUGGGACUGCAAUCUGCUGGGAGGACACGGACUCUGGGCUCUCCUGGCACCUACCUGGGCAUCGCUGCCAUCACAUGGGGCAUGGUGCUGUGGGUGGAGGUGGGUGCCUGGACUUACCACUACAGUGACCAAGGGGACUACACGUGGGAGCAGGCCAGGAAUUUCUGCCAGACCUUCUUUACCGACCUGGUGGCAAUCCAGAACCAGAAGGAGAUCGAGUACCUCAACAAGAGCCUGCCCUACCACGGGCGCUACUACUGGAUUGGCAUCCGCAAGCUGGGCGGCAUCUGGACCUGGGUGGGCACGGGGAAGGUGCUGUCCAAGGAGGCAGAGAACUGGGCAGUGGGGGAGCCCAACAACCGCCGCUCCAACCAGGACUGUGUGGAGAUCUACAUCCAGCGGCCGCAGCAGUCCGGCAAGUGGAAUGACGAACCCUGCAACCGGAAGAAGAAGGCGCUGUGCUACCGGGCCUCCUGCCAGCCCUUCCCGUGCAGCCAGCAUGGCGAGUGCGUGGAGACCAUUGGGAGCUACCACUGCGAGUGCUACCCCGGCUUCCAUGGCCCUGAGUGCACGGAUGUUGUGCAGUGUGCCAAGCUGGAGCCCAAGGGAGUGGCCAUGAACUGCAGCCAUCCCUACGGAGACUUCAGCUACAACUCCACCUGUGAGUUCGGGUGCCACGAGGGGUUUGAGCGGCGAGGGGUGGGCGUGCUGCGAUGCCUGCCUUCCCAGGAAUGGUCAGCAAACAUCCCCACCUGCACAGCCGUCACCUGCCCGGUGCUCAGAGCUCCAGACCAGGGAGAGCUGAACUGCUCCCACCUCCAUGGGGACUUCACCUUUGGCUCCACGUGUGCCUUCUCCUGCCAGAAGGGGUUUGUGCUGAUGGGGCCGGAGAGCCGUGAGUGCACAGCCACGGGGACAUGGACAGGGGAUGCCCCACGCUGUGAAGCUAUUGCCUGUCCAGUGCUCAGUGCUCCAGAAAAAGGAGAGAUGAACUGCUCCCACCUCCACGGCAACUUCACCUUUGGCUCCACGUGUGCCUUCUCCUGCCAGAAGGGGUUUGUGCUGAUGGGGCUGGAGAGCCGUGAGUGCACAGCCACAGGGAUCUGGACAGGGGAUGCCCCACGCUGUGAAGCCAUCACCUGUCCAGUGCUAAGUGCACCUGACCAGGGAGAGAUGCACUGCUCUCACCUCCAUGGCAACUUCACCUAUGGAUCCAUGUGUGCCUUCUCCUGCCAGACAGGAUUUGCCUUGGUGGGGCUGCAGAGCUUUGAGUGCACAGCCUUGGGGACCUGGACUGGGGACACACCACACUGUGAAGCCAUUGCCUGUCCAGUGCUCAGAGCACCAGACCAGGGAGAGCUGAACUGCUCCCCCCUCCAUGGGGACUUCACCUUUGGCUCCACAUGUGCCUUCUCCUGCCAGAAGGGGGUUGUGCUGAUGGGGCCGGAGAGCCGUGAGUGCACAGCCACGGGGACAUGGACAGGGGAUGCCCCACGCUGUGAAGCCAUUGCCUGUCCAGUGCUCAGUGCUCCAGAAAAAGGAGAGAUGAACUGCUCCCACCUCCACGGCAACUUCACCUUUGGCUCCAUGUGUGUCUUCUCCUGCCAGAAGGGGUUUGUGCUGAUGGGGCUGGAGAGCCGUGAGUGCACAGCCACAGGGAUCUGGACAGGGGAUGCCCCACGCUGUGAAGCCAUCACCUGUCCAGUGCUAAGUGCACCUGACCAGGGAGAGAUGCACUGCUCUCACCUCCAUGGCAACUUCACCUAUGGAUCCAUGUGUGCCUUCUCCUGCCAGACAGGAUUUGCCUUGGUGGGGCUGCAGAGCUUUGAGUGCACAGCCUUGGGGACCUGGACUGGGGACACACCACACUGUGAAGCCAUUGCCUGUCCAGUGCUCAGAGCUCCAGACCAGGGAGAGCUGAACUGCUCCCACCUCCAUGGGGACUUCACCUUUGGCUCCACGUGUGCCUUCUCCUGCCAGAAGGGGUUUGUGCUGAUGGGGUCAGACAGUCACAAGUGCACAGCCACAGGGAUCUGGACAGGGGAUGCCCCACGCUGUGAAGCCGUCAAAUGCUCAGCACUGACUGCCCCCAAGAUGGGCCAGGCUGCCUGCUUCCAUCUCCAUGGGGACUUCACCUUUGGCUCCACGUGUGCCUUCUCCUGCCAGAAGGGGUUUGUGCUGAUGGGGCCAGAGAGCCGUGAGUGCACAGCCCUGGGGACCUGGACUGGGGACCCCACAUAUUGCAAAGCCAUCAGCUGCCCAGUGCUGUCCCCCCCCAGCAGAGGACAGCUGAGCUGCUCUCAUGUGCACGGGAAUUUCACCUACAACUCCACGUGCACCUUUUCCUGCGAGGAGGGGUUUGUUCGGAUGGGAGCAGAGAUGCUCCGCUGUGAGGCCAUGGGGAACUGGACCAGGGAUCCCCCUGUCUGUGCAGAGGACAGUGCCUUCCUAAAGCAAGUCCUGGCUUACAGCAGUGGCACAGCCCUGGCAGUAGCUGGUCUUGUGCUCUCUGGGGGGCUCAUUGCCCUUCUUGCGAAGAGGCUCAGUGACAGAGAGGAGAAGAAGAAGCUCCUGAAACCCACAAGUGACCUGGGAGCACCAGGAACCUUCACCAAUGCAGCAUACGAUGCCAACCUGUGAGGUGAGGGUGGCAAGAGCCUCGCAGCACCCUGUUCAAAACUCAUCUGGGUGGCCAUCUUCCUGGCUGGGGUGCUCCUGGGUGGGGACACCCCUUGGGACUGAAGUGGGUGACACCAGCUCCAUCUCUCCAGUGCUUCCAGCCUGCCUGAGACUGAAACCCACCGUGUCCCCCAAGGCUGCAGGCCCAGCAGGAGCUGCUGCAGGAGCACAGAGGGACUCCAUGCCUGUGGUUGUAGCCUGGACCAGAGCUGCCCCUGGACACUGCCACCAUGCUGCGUGUGCAGCAUUCCCCUGGGAAGGGGAGCUGCUUCCAGUGCAGGCAGCUGGAGACCCACCAGGGGCCAAGAGCCACGUGCUGGGGGCAGCCUGCCACCCAGCCCUUGGACAUUCUGUCCCUGGGAAUUGGGACAUUCCCCGAGAGCCACUCCACUCAUGCUUUCAUCAAUGAGCUUGUAUCAUCGGGGUCUGAAUAAACACCUUU
This is a messenger RNA of Pyrgilauda ruficollis (rufous-necked snowfinch), 6764 nucleotides long. RefSeq names its product P-selectin-like. Gene Ontology annotation, cellular component: external side of plasma membrane; membrane. Gene Ontology annotation, molecular function: oligosaccharide binding; calcium ion binding; sialic acid binding. Gene Ontology annotation, biological process: leukocyte tethering or rolling; heterophilic cell-cell adhesion; response to cytokine. Bases 3548 to 6283 code for a protein of 911 amino acids. The record is from RefSeq and is a predicted model, not a curated record. NCBI's taxonomy places the organism in Eukaryota, Metazoa, Chordata, Aves, Passeriformes, Passeridae. The transcript has 17 exons.